This is a messenger RNA of Fonsecaea pedrosoi CBS 271.37, 1038 nucleotides long. RefSeq lists its product as uncharacterized. The transcript is spliced from 2 exons. The coding region runs from base 1 to 1038 and encodes 345 amino acids. Gene Ontology annotation, molecular function: nucleic acid binding; endonuclease activity. Gene Ontology annotation, biological process: DNA catabolic process. The record is from RefSeq and is a predicted model, not a curated record. NCBI's taxonomy places the organism in Eukaryota, Fungi, Ascomycota, Eurotiomycetes, Chaetothyriales, Herpotrichiellaceae.
AUGAAGGCUCGCCUUCUCAUCCUCCUUUGUGUGGCGAGCAAGGCUUUCUCAUGGGGCGAACUCGGACACCGCACCGUCGGAUACCUCGCUCAGAUGUACUUCACCCCGGAAGCAGAGAACCUGUUUGACGAGCUCGUGCACCCGACCGAGUCAUUCGACAUCUCCGACGGCGCGGUCUGGGCCGAUGACUGGGCGACGCAGACCAGGAUGCCCUGGUCCAAGCCGUGGCACUAUAUCGACGCAAAGGACAACCCGCCCAAGAAAUGCAAGGUCAACUUCAACGCCGACUGUGAUCCUGACAAGAAAUGUAUCGUGACGGCCAUUGCAAACAUGACCAAACAAGUCAACAAUCCACGGUUGAAGCUAGGAGAUCAGAGCAACGCCCUCAAAUUCCUAUUGCAUUUCCUCGGCGACAUCACGCAGCCUUUACACACGGAGCAGAAAUGCCGCGGGGGCACGAAGUUGAUGGUUCAAUGGGGCGCGGCGGACUCGGGGAAAGAGGAUCUGCACCAGGUGUGGGACAAGCUGAUCAUCCAGAAGUUGCGCGGGUACAAGAAGCCGCGCGACGCGGACCCGGACAACGAAUAUGACAAGCAGCUCUCGGUCAAGUGGGCGGCGGAUUUGAAGAAGCGGCUCGACGUUGGGAGGGGCGGCGUAGACGUGUCGGACCAGUGCACCGACAUCACGAAGGCGCAGGAGUGCGCACUGGCUUGGGCGUCCGAGGCCAACGCCUUCAUCUGCACCUAUGUGCUCAAGGACGUCGGGAUCAAUCUCGGCCCAGACCCCUGUGAGACGUGCUGCAACUGGGAGUGGAGGGGGCCCGACGACCUGUCUGACGCCUACUACAGGGGCGCAGUGCCAAUUGUGGAGGAACAGGUGGCCAAAGCUGGAUGGCGGCUCGGGCAGUGGAUCAACGCACUGGCGGAGCAGCGAGUGCAGAUGAAGAGAUCUGGUGUCGAGUUUGGUAGAAGCGGCGGCGACGGCGACGAGGCCAUGAAAGUACAGAUGCAGCCCGAUCAACCUAAGGUGGAAAUGUAA